This is a messenger RNA of Daldinia loculata, 903 nucleotides long. RefSeq lists its product as uncharacterized. The transcript is spliced from 2 exons. The record is from RefSeq and is a predicted model, not a curated record. Bases 1 to 903 code for a protein of 300 amino acids. Lineage: Eukaryota; Fungi; Ascomycota; Sordariomycetes; Xylariales; Hypoxylaceae.
AUGACUUAUAACGACAUAGAUAUUCCGUUACCUGCAUUCAUAGCGAUCGACUGGACUGGCAUGACGAUUGCCCUUGUUCCGAUAAUUCUUCGUUUUUGGUUACGACCCAGAGAAUCAAAGCCGCGAACAGUAACGCUCAACCUCUCUGACGGCCUCGUGCUGCUCUCGUGGCUCUCUGGCAUGGUAUUAAUUAGCAUCAACACUUGGAAGAAUAAUCUCCGGCAGCAGUAUAUCCAUCUUCCGCCCGAUGAGCUCUAUUACGGGGUUCCAAAAGAGUUAUCCGCCCACCUCCUCUACGUCUCCUGGAUCUCUCUAUUCUUCAUUUACAUCUCCCUGUGGGCCGCCAAGUUUUCUCUCCUCGCAUUCUUCGCCGAUCUGCUGCGUCUAACCGAGAAUCGAGCUGCCCGCAUCAUGCUUAUCUGCGCAAGCGUAUUUGCCAGUUGCACCUUCGUGCUGCACAUGGUGCUGUUAUCAGCGUGGUGUUCGCCUGUUAGCGGGAAUUGGAACAUCGACGGGCAUCUAUGUUCUGCAGUCCACGAUAUUAGAUCCGUGUCUAUAUCCACGGCCUCGAAUAUCUUCACGGACCUUAUCGUCCUUACCAUCCCUGUCUUUGCACUGUGUACUAUGGGCCGGGAGCGCCGAGAGAUAACCAAGACACGGAUAGGAAAAGCAGAAAUAAGCGGGAUAGUAUUCGUGCUAUGCAUGGCAGCGUUGAGCAUCGUAGCGGCACUGGCGCGAUGGAUAACGCUGAUGCUGGUUCGGAAUGCACCCAAAGCCGACAUCACUCACACCAUUGAUGUAUGGGCGUUGGUGGAAAUAGUGGCCAGUCUGGUGGCUGUCUGCCUGCCAAGCUUGCGGUCAUUCCUCAGGAAACGAAGACGGCGUUUCCAACAAAUUAAAUAA